Messenger RNA from Linnemannia hyalina, 1830 nucleotides. Lineage: Eukaryota; Fungi; Mortierellomycota; Mortierellomycetes; Mortierellales; Mortierellaceae. The record is from the annotation of a GenBank genome assembly.
AUGUCUCAACAGUACCCAUUUACGGUUGAUGAUGAAAAGCUCGAUUACAUAGAGUCUCAACCUCCAAGCGAUGUAGAAGACUUUGCUGAAGAACAGUGCUCGGAUGACAACCACAGCGAUCUUGCCUAUUACAACAACGACGGCAGCAACCAUGGCAGCACCAACUCACCCACGAAUAAAAUCAACGACGAAAAACGCCACAGUAACAGCGCUAACAGCGGAUAUCAUCACAACAGAGAUUCGUCCAUUGCAGAGUCAUAUCAUGGUCGCUUCCCAUUCUAUCACCGCAACAAAACGAACUUUCAUCACCUGUUGGCUUUUUUGGUCUGUACUGGUCUCUUCAUCCCUGCUGUUGUGAUCCACAAGGAAGGAAACGUGCUCGUCCUUUCCCUUCUCUAUGGCGCUAUUGUCUGGUGGCUGUUUGUGCAACACCUACCCAAAGGAACUAUUGCAAGACCCGUUGGAGCUGUUUGGAACGCCGGAGCCGAUUUGCUGAGCAGGUUGCCUGUCUGGCUAGUACGAGCUGUUGGAUAUGGCGUUCCUCCCUUGGCCUUGAUACUUACAGCCGCCUUGCGUCCUGACGACUCUCACGGAACUCGAGUCCAGCGCUUGAUUAGUUGUCUUGGACUCGUCGUCCUUCUCAGCAUCACAAUCUUGUGCUCCAAGAAUCGCAGUGCCAUCUCGUGGAAAAUUGUGUGGACGGGGAUCUUUAUGCAGUACAUCCUUGGUCUGCUCAUUAUCCGCUGGUCAGUCGGCUACAAUGUCUUCCAGUUUAUUUCCCAACAAGCAGAAAACUUUCUCGGAUAUGCCGGCCAGGGCCGUGAGUUCAUCUUUGGCCCCAACUAUCUCACCUUUGAAGGCGCACAAAUCCCAUUUGAGAGCUCCUUUGCGGUCUCGGUCCUGCCAGCCAUCAUCCUCUUUGCCGCCGUGAUCCAGUGCCUUUAUUUCUACAACAUUGUCCAGUCUGUCGUUGCCGGUAUGGCCAAGCUCGUUAUUCACAUUAUCGAUAUCUCGGGAGUUGAGUGUGUUGCCGCCUGUGCCGCUCCCUUUGUCGGAAUGUCGGAGGCUGCGAUGCUGGUCGGCCCGUUUGUCUCUCAAAUGACUGAGGCCGAGUUGCACCAGGUCUUGACUUCUGGUUUCGCAACCAUCUCAGGAUCGGUGUUCCUGGGCCUUUUGACGUUUGGUGCCGAUGCCACGGCAUUAUUGACGUGCUGUAUGAUGUCUGUUCCCUGUGCCAUUGUGAUAUCCAAGAUCCGUUUCCCUGAGGAGGAGGUUCCUUUGACAAAGGGAACCGCCGUCGCCCCAGCCUACAAGGAUCGCGAGUCGAACGCCAUUCACGCCAUCUCGAACGGCGCCAUCUUUGGUAUCAAGUUGUGUAUUGUUAUUAUUGCUGUAUUGUUGGCAGUCAUCUCGUUGCUGGGUCUUGCCAAUGGUUUCCUGGGCUGGAUCUUUCACUUUUACGGGGUGGAGAUUUCGAUCCAAAAGAUUGCAUCCUGGGUGCUCUAUCCCCUGGCUUGGUUGAUCGGGAUCCCCUCUCAAGAUCUGAUGGUGUCUGCCGAAGCCAUGGGCAUCAAGUUCAUCCUGAACGAAUUUGCAGCUUUUGCAUCGUUUACCCAGAUUCAGGACACGGUGCACCCUCGAACAAAGCUGCUGACAACCUAUGCGAUGGCGUCCUUUGCCAACAUCGGAAGUAUCGGAACCCAGAUCUCGUUAUUCUUGACCCUGGCCCCAGACCGUGCCGAUGCCAUCGCCAGAUUGUCGUUCUCUGCCUGUAUGUCCGGUGCAGUGUCAACUCUUAUCUCUGCCUGCAUUGCCGGCAUUGUCUCUUGA